Molecule: messenger RNA, 5599 nt
Organism: Delphinapterus leucas (beluga whale)
Lineage: Eukaryota; Metazoa; Chordata; Mammalia; Artiodactyla; Monodontidae
Source: RefSeq, a predicted model, not a curated record
CUCUUUAUUACAGUUUCCAUUUGCAUCGCGGGGUCCUCAUCCCCGGUGCCCUGAGGGGAGGUGUACACGCUCCCGGCUCUCAGGGGAGCUGGCGGACCCCCCCCAACCUCAGUAGUCACCCCCACCCCCACGUCUGGCGUGAGAGGGUGGCCUUCCCACAUCCUCUGCUCCGCAGGGAGGAGGGCCGGUUGUCCUUCUGUCUCCUGGGGCUCCUAGUUUGGAGGGCUUCUUGAGCUUGCUAGACAGUGGCCCCCUGGGUUCAGCCAGUUUUUCUUUCUGGGCCUCAGUUUCCCCAUCUGUCAAAGGGGCUCAUGAAGCCUGGGGAGCGAGCAGGUCCUGAAGGUGAAAGGCCUCUAUGCCCCAUGACCUGCAUAAACCUGGAGGGCCCGCCCCGUGUUUCUGUUUGAGGACCAGGAGACUGAGCCUGGCACCCCUGUGUCGCUCUCCUGGAGGCCGUAGGGAGGGUCCCCUGCAGUCACUCUCCUGCCUCGCACCUGUCGGUAGGAGGGGCUCAGGCGAUGUUUGCGCUCUUCUCCGUGCGGCCAUCCUGCCACAAAGGGCCUCAUCUGUCUUGUGUAGAUGAGGAAACCGAGGCCCAGUGAGAGGAAGCCCAGGCUGGGGACCUGGGGUACACCUCGGGCUCCCAGGGCUUGCGCAUGGAUCCUGCAGAGCACUCUGACCCAGUGGGUGGCUCCCCCAGUGGGUUAGAGGGCCCUAGGCUGACCCAGCCAGGCUGCUGAUCGCCAGCUGGGGAAGAGGGCCUGUGGCCAGGCUGGGGCCGCGGCAGGCAGUAUGUCCAGUCUGUAUGAGGAGGAAAGAGGACAGACGGCGUUUGCUUUUGUCGAGGGGAAACUGAAGCCUGAAUGGCCGGUCCCGAGGCUGCUUGGCUGCAGACGGGGUCUGGGCUUGUGCCCAGAACACACAGGGACACUCUGGUUGGCACACACUUGGCCAGCGGCUGGCUCUGCCCGAAGCCUCGGUCUGUCCCACAGAGGAGUGGGCUGGCGAAGGCAGCUCUGAAGUCGGGAGUUGUGGGCCCAGGCCUCAGUUCUGCCUUCGCCUGGUCCUGGGGCAGGUCGGUGGGCCUCAGGGGGGCGCUGGGCUCGUCCAGUGUUGCAAGGCCAUUUGACGCACCUGGCAGAGCUCCAGAUGUCACAGGUGUCUACAUGCUUCAGCUCAUCAACAACCAAGACAGCGACUUCCCGGGCCUGUUCGACCCGCCCUACGCUGGGGGCGGAGCAGGGGGCACAGAGCCCACCAGUCCAUAUGCCAGCUCCCCAGGCAGCCUGUCCCCACCUCCUUCCACGAUGAGCUCCCCACUUGAAGGCUUCCUGGGGGGGACCAAGGCGACAACCCCACCCUUGUCCCCUCCCCAGCCUGCACCCACCCCCCUGAAGAUGUACCCUUCCGUGCCUGCCUUCUCCGUGGGGCCUGCUAUCAAGGAGGAACCAGCGCCCCAGACCACCCUCCAGCCGCUGCCGGGGGCCCUCCUGCCCCAGCGUCUUCCGGCCCCAGCCCCACCGCAGUUCAGCUCUGCCCCUGUGUUGGGCUAUCCCAGCCCUCCUAGAGGCUUCUGCACAGGGACCCCCCCGGGGAGCACCGCGCAGUCGCUGCCUGGCCUGCCACUGGCUGCUCUGCCAGGGGUCCCGCCCGUCUCCUUGCACAACCAGGUCCAGAGUGCGGCUCCCCAGCAGCUGUUGACGGCCACAGCCACCCCGACGGUGGCCCCUGGAACAACCACUGUGACCUCACAGGUCCAGCAGGUCCCGGUCCUGCUGCAGCCCCACUUCAUCAAGGCAGACUCGCUGCUCCUGACGACUGUGAAAACAGACGUGGGAGCCCCCAUGAAGGCGGCAGGCAUCAGCUCCCUGGCCCCUGGCAUGGCUGUGCAGGCAGCGCCCUUGCAGACCCUGGUGAGUGGCGGAACCAUCCUGGCGACUGUGCCGCUGGUAGUGGAUGCUGACAAGCUGCCCAUCAACCGGCUGGCAGCUGGUGUCAAGGCCCCGGGCUCGGCCCAGAGCCGAGGUGAGAAGCGUACGGCCCACAAUGCCAUUGAGAAACGCUACCGCUCUUCCAUCAAUGACAAGAUCGUCGAGCUCAAGGACCUGGUGGUGGGCACAGAGGCCAAGCUGAAUAAAUCUGCUGUCUUGCGCAAGGCCAUCGACUACAUCCGCUUCCUUCAGCAGGGCAACCAGAGACUCAAGCAGGAGAACCUGAAUCUGCGCACCGCUGCCCACAAAAGCAAAUCUCUGAAAGACCUGGUGUCAGCCUGCAGCAGUGGAGGCCACACAGACGUGCCCAUGGAGGGCGAGAAGCCAGAGGUGGUGGACACCCUGAGCCCGCCACCCUCGGACGCUGGCUCACCCUUCCAGAGCAGCCCACUGUCCCUUGGCAGCAGGGGCAGUAGCAGUGGUGGCAGUGGCAGUGACUCAGAGCCUGACAGCCCAGUCUUUGAGGACAGCCAGGUGAAGCCAGAGCAGCUGCCGCCCCCCCACAGCCGGGGCAUGCUGGACCGCUCCCGCCUGGCCCUGUGUGUGCUUGUCUUCCUCUGUGUCUCCUGCAACCCCUUGGCCUCCCUGCUGGGCAGCCGGGGUCCCGCUGGCCCCUCCGAUGCCACCAGUGUCUACCACGGUCCUGGGCGCAGCAUGCUGGGUGCUGAGGGCAGAGACGGCCUUGGCUGGGCCCCGUGGCUGCUGCCCCCACUGGUCUGGCUGAUGAACGGGCUGCUGGUGCUGUCCUCCUUGGCGCUGCUCUUUGUCUACGGAGAGCCGGUCACGCGGCCCCACUCGGGCCCCGCCGUGCACUUCUGGAGGCAUCGCAAGCAGGCUGACCUGGACCUGGCCCGGGGGGACUUUGCCCAGGCUGCCCAGCAGCUGUGGCUGGCCCUGCGGGCCCUGGGCCGACCCCUGCCCACCUCCCACCUGGACCUGGCCUGCAGCCUGCUCUGGAGCCUUAUCCGCCACCUGCUGCAGCAUCUCUGGGUGGGCCGCUGGCUGGCAGGCCGGGCAGGGGGCCUGCGGAGGGAUGGUGCCCUGCAGGUGGACGCCCGCACCAGUGCCCGCGAUGCGGCCCUCGUCUACCACAAGCUGCACCAGCUGCACACCAUGGGGAAGUACUCGGGCGGGCACCUGGCUGCCGCCAACCUGGCACUGAGUGCCCUGAACCUGGCCGAGUGCGCGGGGGAGGCCAUGUCCGUGGCCACGCUGGCUGAGAUCUAUGUGGCCACCGCGCUCAGGGUCAAGACCAGUCUCCCCCGGGCCUUGCAUUUUCUGACACGCUUCUUCCUGAGUAGCGCCCGCCAGGCCUCCCUGGCACAGAGCGGCUCAGUGCCUCUUGCCAUGCAGUGGCUCUGCCACCCUGUGGGCCACCGUUUCUUCGUGGAUGGUGACUGGGCCGUGUGCAGCGCUCCGCGGCACAGCCUGUACAGCGUGGCCGGGGACCCAGUGGACCCCCUGGCCCACGUGACUCAGCUAUUCCGUGAACAUCUCUUGGAGCGAGCACUGCAUUGCCUGGCCCAGCCCAGCCCCGGCCCCGGAUCAGCCGAUGGGGACAGGGAAUUCUCCGAUGCCCUCGGGUACCUGCAGCUGCUGAACAGCUGUUCUGACGUGGCCGGGGCUCCUGCCUGCAGCUUUUCCAUCGGCUCCGGCAUGGCUGCCACCGCCGGCACAGACCCGGUGGCCAAGUGGUGGGCCUCGCUGACGGCUGUGGUGACCCACUGGCUCCGGCGGGAUGAGGCGGCGGCCGAGCGGCUGUAUCCACUGGUGGAGCACCUGCCCCGCGCCCUGCAGGAGUCCGAGAGACCCCUGCCCAGGGCGGCUCUGCACACCUUCAAGGCUGCCCGGGCCCUGCUGGGCCGUGGGAAGGCAGAGUCUGGCCCGGCCAGCCUGGCCAUGUGUGAGAAGGCCAGUGGGUACCUUCAGGACAGCCUGGUCGCUACACCAGCCGGCAACUCCAUUGACAAGGUCAUGCAGCUGCUCUUGUGUGACCUGCUCCUUGGGGCGCGCACCAGCCUGUGGCAGCGGCAGAAGCCGCCGGCACCCUCCCAGGCCUCACCGGGCCCAGGCAGUGGGGCCCAGGCCUCUGCCCUCGAGCUCCGUGGCUUCCAGAGGGACCUGAGUGGCCUGAGGCGUCUGGCACAGAGUUUCCGGCCUGCCAUGCGGAGGGUGUUCCUGCAUGAAGCCACUGCCCGGCUGAUGGCAGGGGCCAGCCCGGCGCGGACACACCAGCUCCUGGACCGCAGCCUGAGGAGGAGGGCCGGCCCCUGUGGCAAAGGAGGCACGGCAGCGGAGCUGGAGCCGCGGCCCACGAGGCGGGAGCACGCGGAGGCGUUGCUCCUGGCUUCCUGCUACCUGCCUCCCGGCUUCCUGUCGGCGCCUGGGCAGCGAGUGGGCAUGCUGGCCGAGGCGGCACGCACGCUCGAGAAGCUCGGUGACCGUCGGCUGCUGCAUGACUGCCAGCAGAUGCUCAUGCGCCUGGGCGGCGGGACCACCGUAACCUCCAGCUAGACCCCCGCUGGCGGCCCAGCCCCAGCGCCCCUGUUUCUGUCUCGACGGCCGAGGGCAGCGCCGGAGACCCGGGGUCCAAGGCUCGCCCACGGAGUGCACUGUCCCUGGAGGGCUGGAGACCCUCGGGAACUUCCGCACUUGACCUUGGGGCCUCCCCAGCCCGCUCCAGCCCUCGAUGAGCGGCGGCCGGGAUGGUGCUGGCCCCUGGUGGCCGGCCGGGGGAUUGCCGGGGCCUGGCCGCCGCCGGGGGGUCAACUGUUACGCCCGCCGCCGCGGAUCCUGGGCUUUCCCUCUCCGUCCAGAGGGAAGAGGGGUGCGUCUCACUGAGCCGAAGGGCCCUGCCCCCGGCGCCUCCCUCCCAUCUGGGGAGACCUGUGCGUAGUGUAGAUCGUGGUGCGCCAGGCUCCUGGCCUCUGAGGUUCCAAGUGUUACUUUGCCUUUUGCAAACUUUAUUUUCAUAGGUUGAGAAGUUUUAUACAGAGAAUAAAAAAUGAACUUAUUUAUAAUCUGGGUUUUGCUCCUUUGGGGAGAGGUGUGUGUGCUAACCAGAGGGGAUCCUUUGAGCCAUCCGUUCCCCCAGCACCCAGGCAAAUGCUUCCCAUCCCUACCUGCCCUUCGGUUUGGGAGGCCCAGCUUUAUUCUCUCCAGCUGACUUGGGUCCCACUGAUCACGGGGCCGCACGUUUGGGCUAUAUCAUCUCCUAACCCUUAGGGCUCAUAUGGUCUCAGCUGUGCCUCCUUGCCUCCUCUCCCAGCUUCUGCCCCCUUCAGGUCCCGGGAUGACAUGGGAGGACAGCUCCAUGUCUUUGGGGAUCUGUUGUGACAGCAGGAGCUACAACCUGGGUCUCCCCUGUGUGUCUGGGUGUCAGUCUCACCUGCCUGACCCCUGUCCCCUUCCCGGAGGUCACGUGGGUGUGGCUGGGCAGCAAGGGCUUCUUUCCUGAACCUGCAGUAAGGUCCCCAGAGCCCUCCCCUCCCCUCCCCUCCAUUCCAACCUCUCCCCCAGAGCCUGGCCCCUCUCCCAGCAAAAUCUGGUCAGAAUCCACGGGCUGCAGAAUUCCAAAACAAUCGUUGUAUCUUUAUUGACUUUUUUUU